Messenger RNA from Panicum virgatum (switchgrass), 1474 nucleotides. Its product is annotated as UDP-rhamnose/UDP-galactose transporter 5-like. Gene Ontology annotation, molecular function: antiporter activity; UDP-galactose transmembrane transporter activity. The record is from RefSeq and is a predicted model, not a curated record. The transcript has 6 exons. Gene Ontology annotation, cellular component: Golgi apparatus. Bases 330 to 1328 code for a protein of 332 amino acids. NCBI's taxonomy places the organism in Eukaryota, Viridiplantae, Streptophyta, Magnoliopsida, Poales, Poaceae.
AGAUAUGGCAGCAUUUUCUUGUCACCUUACUUGAGAACGAAAUGAUGGCGAUUUAACCAAGGAGGCAAAUACUUAAUUAUCUCCCGCACGGUGCUUCCUCCCACCGGCCCGCAUCGCGCAGCCCGCCACCUGACAGCGUCUCCCUCGCAGCCUCGCCUGCAACCCGCAGCGCAGGCGCAGCGGCGAACGGCGGCGGCGAGCACCUCCACAACCUGCCGGCGGCCAGUCGUCGGCGAGCGGCGUUCAUGCUUGGAUUCCUUAAUCUUAUGGCUUCCUUCCUUAGGAUAUUGUAAUUCAGCAAGCGUUGAACUGAAUUUGUGAAAACAGAGAUGAGUUCUCUGAAGAAAUCCGACAAGAAAGCUGCCUUGGAUUUUGCAGCAUGGAGUUUCAAUGUUACUACAUCAGUUGGAAUCAUCAUGGUCAACAAAGCUUUAAUGGCUACUCAUGGAUUUAGUUUUGCCACAACUUUAACUGGGCUUCAUUUUGUUACUACCACUUUGAUGACUAUCGUAUUUCGGUGGUUAGGCCUGAGCCAGCCUUCCCACUUGCCGCUAGCAGAUCUUAUCAAAUUUGUCAUAUUUUCAAACUUAUCGAUUGUUGGGAUGAAUGUGAGCUUGAUGUGGAACUCUGUAGGCUUUUAUCAGAUAGCAAAGCUGUGCAUGAUACCUGCAUCAUGUCUUCUGGAGGUUGUCUUUGACCAUGUACAUUAUUCCCGGGACACAAAGCUGAGCAUAAUGGUUGUGCUUAUAGGAGUUGCAGUCUGCACAGUCACUGAUGUCAGUGUGAAUGCAAGAGGUCUAAUUGCGGCUGUUAUAGCUGUUUGGAGCACAGCUUUGCAACAAUAUUACGUUCAUUUUCUCCAGAGGAAGUACUCUCUGAACUCAUUCAACCUCCUGGGCCACACUGCUCCAGCCCAGGCAGGAUCCCUCCUGCUAGUGGGACCUUUCGUAGAUUUCUUGUUGACCGGCAAAAGGGUGGACCACUUCAAUUUUUCAUCUCUUGCUCUGUUUUUCCUUACGCUCUCAUGUUUCAUUGCCAUCGGUGUCAAUCUGAGCCAAUUCAUCUGCAUUGGCCGGUUUUCGGCUGUAUCCUUCCAAGUCCUGGGCCACAUGAAGACCGUCCUUGUUCUGUCCCUUGGGUUUCUCUUCUUUGGCAAGGAGGGCCUGAAUCUUCAGGUGGUUCUUGGGAUGGUCCUUGCUGUUCUUGGAAUGAUAUGGUACGGGAAUGCAUCGGCUAAACCAGGUGGCAAAGAGCGGCGUAGCGUACUGCCAGUGAGGUCUGCAAGUCUCAAGGGAAGUUCAGAAGAAAAGGGCAGUGCUGAGAAAUAGUCUUGCUGUCUCACUCAAAUAUAUAUGCACUUAGAUAUAAUAUAUAUUUAGAUGCAUAAUAAAAACUAUAUAUUCAAAAAGCCAAAAUGACUAAUAAUUUAGGAUGGAUAUACCUCAAAAGCCAAAUAUAUUCUACCGUUCAAUCA